Cucumis melo (muskmelon) is the source of this 2632-nucleotide messenger RNA. RefSeq lists its product as uncharacterized. The coding region runs from base 1 to 678 and encodes 225 amino acids. NCBI's taxonomy places the organism in Eukaryota, Viridiplantae, Streptophyta, Magnoliopsida, Cucurbitales, Cucurbitaceae. The transcript has a single exon. The record is from RefSeq and is a predicted model, not a curated record.
AUGCACACCACAGCCAUAGCUUCUUCUUCAAGUUGCUCCAUUUUCUUCAACCCUCUUCUCAAUUUCACCCUUUCAAAUCCCAUAACUCCACCCAAAUCCCCAUUCAUUUCGACCUUUGUAGCAGUUUCCGAUGGAUUGCAGCCUCAAACAUUGACCAUUUGCGCUAGAAAGAAGAAGAGAAGUCCUGGAUUCCAGAGAUCAACCAAAUUAGUGCUUGAAUUGGCUUCUCUCUUAGCCUCCAAUAUCAAGAUCUUACCGCCACCUCUGGAUUUAGUCGUCGCGGAAUUGAGUGGAGGAGAUGGAAACGGAGGUGGUUCGAGGCUGUGGAGGGGUUUUGGUGGAGGUGACUAUGAUGGAUGGAGAGGUAAAAGGAAGAAGACGCCAUUGUUUAUUGGGUUUUUGAUGGUUUGUGGUUUGGUUUUGUUGUUUGUGACUGAUUUUGAGAUCAAUGAGGUUUGUGGGAUUCUUGGAUUUGCUGUAUUCAGUGUUGCAUUGAUUCAAUUGUGGCAGAAAAUCGGGAUUUCGAAACAUUUUGUUUUGGGGUUUGGCCUUUUUGGCAUUUUGAUUGCCUUGGGAUUGAGAAGAUCUGAAGUGCAAAAAUGGGUUAGGAAAUUAGGGUUUUACAGUCCAAAGAUGAAGAGUUUGAGAAGAAAACUUAAAGGUAGGAGAAUCUUCUGAGCGAGCUAUUCGAUAAAGAAUAUGUUAUCUAAUAAGCAUUUUUUUUCUUCGAAUGAGAUUAUAGCGAGGGAUUUAAUAGAUAUAUCCCCUUCAUAUCUUUAACAUAAUUCUUACUCGAUGGUUCACUUCCAUAAUCUUCAAUCUCGCAUUUCUGAUUGAGAACGAAGAUAAUGAACCAGAGUUAUUACACUAUUUUGAGUUUCUUGGAAAAAUGCAAAACCAUGAAGGAGUUGAAACAGAUUCACAGUCUGAUGAUCAAAACUUCAGUCGUCAAGAACAUAAUCCCCUGCAGCAGACUUAUUGAUUUUUGCGCAAAUUCCGAACUGGGUGACAUUGAAUACGCCAGAACAGUAUUCGAUCAAACUGAUCAGCUAACUGUCUACGUCUGGAACUCGAUGAUUAAAGGGUACUGCAAUGGCGGUGACAAGUUUGGAGCUCUGUUUAUGUAUGAAGAAAUGCAGCGUAAAGGCUUCUACCCGGACCAUUUCACCUUCCCUUUUGUGUUGAAAGUUUGCUCUGUAAUCGAUCUUCUUGUGUAUGGACAAAGUGUUCAUAAUCGAAUCGUGAAAACUGGGUUUGAAUUAGAUGUGUACACUUCUUCUUGUUUGCUCAAUAUGUAUGUUUCUUGUGGAGAUUUGAAUUCUGGGCUUAAGGUGUUUGAGUUUAUUCCCAAAUGGAAUGUGGUCGCUUGGACUUCCUUAAUUGCAGGGUUUGUGAACAAUGAUCAGCCCAAAGAAGCUUUGAGAUUGUUCAAAGAUAUGGAGAAUGAAGGUGUGGAGCCUAAUGAAAUCACCAUGACCACUGCCUUGGCUGCAGCUGCUCGUUGUAGGGAUAUCCAUACUGGGAAACUGGUCCGCUAUCGUCUUCGCCAACUUGGUUUGGAUCCAUUUCACACAAACUCUCGCUUCAAUGUAAUACUUGCAACUGCAAUCAUGGAUAUGUAUGCAAAAUGUGGCAAGUUGGUGACUGCACGGAAUCUGUUUGACAAGAUGCCUCAAAGAAACUUGGUUGUUUGGAAUUCAAUGAUCAGUGCUUUUAGUCAAUAUGGUCGAGGAGCAGAGGCUUUGCGUCUUUUCGUUGACAUGGAACUGGCUGGGUUUGUUCCUAAUAAAGCAACGUUUUUGAGUGUGAUAAGAGCUUGCACCCACCUGCGGUUUCGAUCAACAGGACAAAGUUUACAUGCUCGUGUGUUGAAAGCAAAUUUCCAUGAGUUUGUUGCCAUUGGAACUGCUCUUAUGGACAUGUAUGCCAAAUCUGGAGAUGCAGAUACUGCAUUGAAGAUCUUCAGCAAGUUGAGGAAGAAAGAUGUAAUGGCGUGGACAACGAUGAUAUCAGGCUUAGCAAUCCAAGGUAAAGGCAAAGAAGCGCUGAAUGUGUUCAGAAGAAUGGAAGAAGAAGCUGAAGUUGCUCCUGACCAAAUCACCUACAUAGCAGUUCUAUGGGCAUGCAGCCAUCUCGGGCUGGUCGAAGAGGGUCGGAAACAUUUUACUUCCAUGAUGGAGGUUUACGGUAUUGAGCCUACCAUGGAGCAUUAUGGCUGCAUGAUUGAUCUUUUGAGUCGAGCAGGCCACUCCGAAGAGGCCGAGGAGCUCCUGGUGAAAAUGCCAACGCAGCCUAAUGCAACUAUCUUGAGUUCUAUUCUGAAUGGUUGUGAAAUGUAUGGAAAUGUAGGUCUUGCCAACAGAGUGAAAAGUCACAUAGUAGAGUUGAAGAAUUCUAGUAGUGGUGUUUAUGUUCUUUUGUCAAAUAUUCAUGCCAAAGCUUGUAAUUGGGAGGAAAUGAAGCUGGCUAGAGAUAUUUUAAAGCAUAAAAAAAUUGGGAAAACACGUGGGAACAGUUUUGUUGAAAUGAACUGACUGCCUUAGUAGCUGAUGCAUGUAUUGGAUUACGAAAAUUCCUUCUUUGUUUAAAUGAAAAAUCAAAUAUCUGAUACGUUAUUAGAUGAUUUUAUUAU